Dioscorea cayenensis subsp. rotundata (Guinea yam) is the source of this 1688-nucleotide messenger RNA. RefSeq names its product probable folate-biopterin transporter 2. Gene Ontology annotation, cellular component: membrane. The record is from RefSeq and is a predicted model, not a curated record. NCBI's taxonomy places the organism in Eukaryota, Viridiplantae, Streptophyta, Magnoliopsida, Dioscoreales, Dioscoreaceae.
GGCACACCCUCUUUCUAGUACUCUUUUGUUAAUGAAGUUCUUGCAGUUAAAAUCUCAUGCAGUGCUCUUGAAGAUCAUUUGGGAGCACAAUGGAGAACCACAAAGAGAAUGAAGAGGAGAAGGAGAUAGAGGAAAAGAAGCUCAUGAGUUGGUUCAGAGUUCUUGCAAAGGAGAUGCAUUGGAGCUUUGUUUUUGGUGUUGUUUCAGUGAAUGGAAUUAGCCAAGGAAUGGGUGGAGCUGUGUACAAAGUAGCCACUGAUUAUUAUUGGAAAGAUGUGCAAAGAGUUCAGCCUUCAGCUGCCCAGAUUUAUCAAGGGAUCACUUCUCUUCCUUGGAUUGUUAAACCUUUGUGGGGUCUUAUGACUGAUGUUCUCCCUUUGGGUGGUUAUAGGAGAAGACCCUAUUUUAUGCUUGCAGGAUUGCUUGGGGUUGUUUCAAUGUUGAUGCUUUCACUGCAUAGAGAUUUAGGGGUUGUGCUUGCAUUGCUAGCAUUGACAGCAGGGAGCACAGGUGUGGCAAUGGCCGAUGUUACAAUCGAUGCUUGUGUCGCGCAGAAUAGUAUCAAUCAUCCCUCACUUGCGGCUGACAUGCAGAGUUUGUGUGGAUUUAGUUCAUCUCUUGGAGGACUCAUUGGAUUUUCUAUCAGUGGCUUGCUCCUCCAUACUUGUGGAUCUCAGGGUGUGCUUGGUUUGUUGAGUUUGCCUUUCGCAUUGGUUUUUUCUGUUGGGCUAGUGCUCAAGGAGUUGCGUAGGCCUAAUUUUAUGUACAAACAGGUGUAUGGAAAGUUGCAAGAAGCGAAUCAAACAAUGUGGACAACAAUGAAAUGCCCAAAUGUGUGGAGACCUUGUGUUUAUAUGUACAUAUCUCUUGCUCUUAACUUGAGCAUUCAUCAAGGCAUGUUUUAUUGGUACACUGAUCCUAAUUCUGGACCAUCUUUCUCUCAGGAAACAGUGGGGUUCAUUUUCUCUGUAGGGAGCGUAGGGUCACUAAUAGGGGUCCUAAUCUACCAAAACAUCCUCAAAGAUUACCCAUUCAGGACACUACUCUUCUGGGCCCAACUUCUCUCAAGCUUCUCAGGGAUGCUAGACUUAAUACUAGUAUCAAGACUCAACCUCAAACUUGGCAUCCCUGACUACUUCUUCAUUGUCAUAGACGAGAGUAUCUCCCAAAUGAUCAGCAGGAUCAAAUGGAUGCCCAUACUUGUCUUAAGCUCCAAACUUUGCCCAUCAGGGAUUGAGGGCACUUUCUUUGCACUUUUAAUGGCCAUUGAUCACAUUGGGAUGCUCACUGGUUCUUGGGGUGGGGGACUUCUUCUUCAUGCUUUGAAGGUCACCAGGACUCAGUUUGGGAAUCUUUGGGUGGCUAUUUUGGUCAGGAGUUUGAUAAGGAUGCUGCCAUUGGCUUUGAUUUAUUUGGUGCCAAACAGUGAUCAGAUGUCAAGGAUCCUUCCAGAAGGGUUCUUGAUGGAGAAUGGAAUUUUGAGGACCUUGGAGGCUGAGGUUGAUGAAGCUGAAAGGCUUGUUGUGGUACCACUUGUUUACAACAAGACCUGAGGUCUUUUUUUAAUUUUUUUUUUUUUUUAUUUUUGGCUGCUGUUGUGUGUUUGAUUGGAAGGCUUUGGAGAUGACAAGGACUUGUAUUUUAAGAAAAUACUAUCUAUCAAUUAUGUCUCAAAAAAAAGUUCCAAG